GAGAGUAGCCGCAAGCAACAGCCUGGGCAGUGUAGCCUGGCUGGUCGCGUGGGGUGGUGCUGAUGCUCCGGCACCUGUGAGCUUUAAACCAGCACCUGUAAGCUGCGACGACAUCUUCCAUCGCUCAGUCUUGAAAGCAGUGUUCGAUCAGGAAGUCCGUAAUAAACGUUGUUAGGAGUGGAAGCUUCAGAAGCAGAUAAAUACACACACUCACACAAAAAAGGGGGGAAUGUCGAGGUGUAGGGUUGAGAUACUCUGCUUGUUGCUGGUGUUAUGGCCUCGUUUCGCCACCAUGAUACUGGUCUGUCCGGUGGGGAGCCAAGAUAUUACUCUCACCGAGGGCGAAAAGGCCUUCUUUCGUUCAGAUAUAUCAGACUCCACGCUUGUACUAAGUUCCGACUCGUGUGAUUUAUAUAAGACUUACUUUGUGAACUUUACGGUGUAUGAACAACUAGGAAAGAACGCGACGAUGCAAGAUUUAAGAGGUUGGCAAUGGUACGAGGUUAGCUUUGACACUGAAGGUUUUACGUUUCACUUGACUUUAAUGGGCACGAACACUAUCAAAUUUACAUAUUUAUGGGACCCAUUUGGUUGUAACUUAACAAGUGGAGUUCAAAUUAGUGCUGAUAUUUUAACUGUCCUUGGAAAACCUGGCAUAGAGUGCUUACUUGAGCCAUUAUCUUUUCCCGAAAGCGACAGUCCUUUUGGAGACGACAGGGUAAUGAAGAAUCUGAGUGAAAUAUAUACCAAGACUUUCGGCUCCGAAACUCGGUAUGCAAGUACUUACAGUUCCAGUACAAGCCAUGUUAUCUUCAUCCCAGUGGGUGCCAUACUUUUUUGCGUUAGUUUUUGCAGCUUUUACUGCCGUAGAAAGAAUCGUAGAAGGAAUGUCCAGGUAGUGAGGAAUUCUACCUUCGUGAGAAGCGUGGUAGUGCCAAUCCCUGCAGGCCCAACACCAUCUAAUAGAGACCUUCCUCCUGCCUAUAGUGACCUCCAGAACGAAGCUCCUCCGCCAUACUCGGAAAUCGACAAGCAGGUCUCGAGCCCAGCUCCAGCAGAAGGAAUCCCAGCGGAGUCGACUACUAGCGAUGAGGCAGCAGGAGAAGACAGGAACGCCAUGAAAGCCACUAACAGCAGCUCAUCUGAGACCUGUCAUUCAGCAAGCAGCACUUUCCUGUCAAGAAUGCUUGCCUCGCGACCCAAGAAUCAGUUUGAUUUCAAGCCCCUUAAGAACAAUGAAUAAUGAGCAUCAUUCAAAGGUUGUUACAUACUAUUUGUUGAACAGAUGCACUUGCGGAGAAGAAACGUCAGCAUAGGGGCCGGCAGAUUUUCAAGAUGCAUACAUCAUUAGUUUAAGAGAUAGCGGAGCAUUAUAGUUUGGCUUCAGAUGGCUUUACAAGUUACUGAUUAGAACAUCAGGAGGUUGACUACUCUACUUCCGCAAAGUCUUGGUUCGACACAGCUUUAAAAAUGUCCUGACCGCAAUACAAGAUUAUCAAUUAUUCUGACUCAUAAUCAAAUCAAAGGACCAACGAAUUCACGAUGUGCAUGCAAAAAAAAAUUAUUUCAGUCGGUGUCAUUCCGUGUUCAUUUAAUAUGAUUGUUCGUAGCUAUGACCCAAGACGUACUUCGUUCACUUACUGUUCGAGGCUAUGACCCAAGACGUGCUUCGUUCACUUGCUGUUCGAGGCUAUGACCCAAGACGUGCUUCGUUCACUUGCUGUUCGAAGCUAUGACCCACAGCCCGUCCUCCAUAGAUCCAAAAGUGAUUCCAUGCACCCGCCAAACCCCCUGUUUAUUAAUGAAAAACGGUUUACACACGACCCACAACUGAUUUCGUUCCAACACUUCCGGAACAAGUGCU
Messenger RNA from Procambarus clarkii (red swamp crayfish), 1864 nucleotides. RefSeq lists its product as uncharacterized. The record is from RefSeq and is a predicted model, not a curated record. Lineage: Eukaryota; Metazoa; Arthropoda; Malacostraca; Decapoda; Cambaridae.